AAGAACAAUCACGACUCCCAGAACGCAAAUAUCCUAUAUAUGGCUUGAAAAGCCAGACUGGAUCACUAGUAUUCCAGCUCGUGUAUUGAAACCAGAGCCCACGCCGACUAGAUCAUAAAUAUGGAGAAAGUGGUUAUAUUUUUAGCAGCACUGUCGGCGUUUGUGGGAACCGCGGCGGCCGUCAAUUGCACAACGCUCGCAGACGGCGUCUACGAGACCGGAUGUCGCUCCUACGCCGUCUGUACGGGAUCUAAGGUCACCAUUGUGGAAUGCCCAGAACACAAGGUCUACAACAACCAGACCGGCAGAUGUGAUAAUGUGACCAACGUGGCACCACCUUGCGGUCUGAUGGUAGACUGCUCUACCCAGACAGAUGGGCGUUACCCUGAUACUUCCAACAACUGUCAAUCGUGGUACACGUGUAAUGACAAAAAGUUCCUCGGUCACAACUUCUGCCCAGAGGGCACCGUUUUCGACUCUACACUCAGCACGUGCAAUUGGAAAGACGCGGUAGCUCCACCUUGCGGCACACUGUCCGGUUAACACGUGCUGGCAUGUAACAAGCAAUCAAAGACUGAAGAUUAUUUAACUUUACUCAUUACCAAUUAGCAAUCGGCAUAAACGUGUGUUGGUACACAUUGUUGUAUUGAUUUUUAAAUAUAUUUACCGUAACCGAUACGACUAUAACUGCAUGCAUCUUGAAUAAAUUAUUUUAAAAUGCG
This is a messenger RNA of Dreissena polymorpha, 722 nucleotides long. RefSeq names its product chitin-binding domain protein cbd-1-like. The record is from RefSeq and is a predicted model, not a curated record. Lineage: Eukaryota; Metazoa; Mollusca; Bivalvia; Myida; Dreissenidae. The transcript is spliced from 4 exons. Gene Ontology annotation, cellular component: extracellular region. Bases 121 to 543 code for a protein of 140 amino acids. Gene Ontology annotation, molecular function: chitin binding.